Messenger RNA from Meriones unguiculatus (Mongolian gerbil), 2100 nucleotides. RefSeq names its product chromosome 12 C1orf141 homolog (gene C12H1orf141). Bases 1 to 1743 code for a protein of 580 amino acids. The record is from RefSeq and is a predicted model, not a curated record. The transcript has 9 exons. Lineage: Eukaryota; Metazoa; Chordata; Mammalia; Rodentia; Muridae.
AUGACAGAAAGAAUCCUGGAGAAGUUAGAUGUCCUGGAGGAGAAUGAAAAGAUCAUUGCAGCCAUCAGAGCAAAGGUGUGUGAAGUAGAAGCUCUAGGGAAAGUACGCAAAAAGACUCUUUUCGGGUCACCUCAGGUGGAGAACCAGCAACAGAUCAAAAGACGGAAAACCAGCAGUCACCUUAAAGAGAAAAAGAAGUCUCUAAUUACACCUCUGCCGUUUGAUGAUCAUGGGGAAUUUGAAGGCACAAUCGCUCCAUCUACAGCUGAGACAGCAACAGAGAACACAGAAAAUAAAUCAAAUGACCUUAAGAAGUCAAAAAUGCAUUUAUCUUUCGAAUAUAACCCUAAACCCAGAAGUGAUUUUGAAGAGUCAGAUUUGAGACCACCUGUUUUUGCAACAGAUAUAAGCAAUGAAGAAAGUACAUCAACGGAAAUCAAAGAGCAAGACUUGAAUCUUGAAAGUUCAUUUGAUGAGGAGAGCCAGCGAUCUUGGAAGCCACAGGAAAUCUGCUUCAAGCCAAGUCCUGCUGGGAUAUCGUCUAGGGAACUGGAACAGAGGCAAUUAAUCAUUUCAGAGUUUUGUCUUGAGCUCCAGGUUGGGAAGCCAGCCUCGUCCACGGGGUUUCACGAUUCAGAGUAUGCAAUGCCCUUGAAUAUUCUAUCGUCUCAGCCUAGACACCUGUGUAAAAUAUCAGCGGAAUGUCCAAAGUUGCCUCCUAAACCCUUCUAUCAGUCCAAUGCUGGUAAGGAAAAAGUCUUUCCUCCAUUUACAGAUCAAAAUGAAAGCAGAGCUAAGAAGUCCAUGAUGUCUACAGAUGGCUCAGCGGAUGCUAUCAAAGAGGGGAGAAAAUACCCUCCAGAGGUGAAUGAUUUAAUUACAAAAGAAAGCAAGCCAACCAGAAACGAUGAGCCAAGAACACCUCGUCCAGUAAAACAGACCAUCUUGUUUCCCCUGAGCUGUGAACAUAUACUCAAAAACCCAAACGUCAAGACUAUUGCCCCUGCUCCAGAAGUGACAGUACUUUAUUCCAUGGAAGAAAGCCACACAAAUCCGAUAAUUUUUCACGAUGCAACAUAUGUAAGAACAUGGUUUCUGAAAAAAAGGUUUACUCCCUUUCUGAUGACAACUAAAAAAAUGAAUGUUGUUUUACAAAAAAAUUGUGACAGGAGCAAAGCUCUACGUAAUAAUGAACCCACAGAUAUUUUUAAACCUCAAAGAUCUAAGCUUGUAGGACUGCAAAAACUGGCCCAAAAGAGUUUAGGGAAGAAACAAAAGAGUAGAAGGAAGGAACAAAAGAAGAACCAUGAUAGUCUGGCUUUAGCAAAAAGAUUUCUGAAAACACAUUAUGACUUGUCCCAGAUAGUUCCUAUCUUAACCAACAUAUCUGCUGGGUACUUUGAUAAAGAUGUUACUCAAAAAAAGACUGUUAAGUCAGACAGAUUUGAAAGAACGUUUUCAAAAGCAAAACAAGCACCCAAACGCCAUUUCACUGCCUUACCUAUGAAAUAUGACUCUAAGCCUCUGAAAAACAUUCUUGAAAUAUAUAAACUAAACAACGUAACUCCAGUGGAUAACUUGCUAACCUGGAAAGUGAAUGAAUCACAAGACUUAUUCAUGCAGAAAUAUUUAAAACCAGUAAGAACCAAGUUACAAGAUCAUGGAAGAAAUUCUAACCCUGCUAUUAAUGUUCUGUUGGAUACAAUACGCAGUCAGCAAUCCAAGAUCAAUCAACACUAUUAGCUAAUGCAAAGACUAAAUUAGGGAAUUAUCAAAAAUAAUGACUCAUUCAUGACUUAUCUUUUUGCUUGUGAGCCUAGCUUUUCCAGGCUGAGCCAUCUCUGUAGCCCAUUCAUUGCUUAUCUCAAUUAUACUCAUCAGAUAUCCCAGUUGGCUGCAGCACAUUCUUAGUCAGUACCGACUAUGGCGUAGAUUGAUGGGAAGGUUGUUGCCAGAAGCCAAGAAACAUCAACAACUUUGUGUUAUAAUUGACUGUCAAGACACAUAUACCAUUAAUUUACCGAAUAUGGAGUUCAAUGUAGAUCAGCAUUUUAGAGAGUCAUGGGAAAAUAGUGUCACUUGAGCAAUGUAUGUGAUUAA